AUCAAAGAUUCGGUUCCUUUAUUUAUACAAACCGAUUCGAUCAAGAAUUGAUUAAAUUAGCAGCACGGGGUCUAACAGUGGUAGCUUCAUCGGGUGAUGGUGGUACAAGUAAUGUUGGUUUUACUAACAAUGAUAUUAGUGGUACUGAUCCAACAUGCACACCAUUUUUACCUAUUUAUCCAAGUUAUUCACAUUAUGUUGUUAGUGUAGGUGCAUCGUUUCAAACUAAAUAUUAUUUAGGUGCACAUACCAAGUUAGUCUCAAAACUAGGCGAAGUACCAGUUAGUAUAUCAAAUGGACAAGUAUUUACAAGUGGAAGUGGAUUUGCUAAUCAAAGCCGCGAACAUCCGCUGCCUAAAUGGCAGAAACAUGUAGUUAAAAAAUAUUUAAAAAACCAACGUGUGUUAGGACUGUUACCACCAACCGGACCACUUAAUCAAGACGGAUCAUCCAAUUUAAAAACAAUCUGGAAUCCUCACGGUCGUGCUUAUCCAGAUGUAGUCGCACUUGGAAGCAAAAUUUUUACUAUUAUCGGGGCCAAAGUCAGUUAUGGCGAUGGUACCUCCUUAUCAGCACCAAUUUUCGCUGGACUGCUAUCUUUAAUCAAUGAUGCAUUACUCAAUAAGAAUCUUCCACCAUUGGGUUUAGCUGCGCCAUUUCUUUAUUGGGCUGCUGCUAGAAAUUCGAGCUCGUUCAACGAUAUUGUUUAUGGUACAAAUAAAGACGGAGUUCUUCAAGCACACACAGAACCCUUUGCUGAAACAUGCCCAACAGGAUUUCAUGCAGCAGUUGGAUGGGAUGCAGUUUCGGGAUUAGGAAGUCCAAAUUUUGCUGUAUUACGAGAGUUAGCUAUCGAACAAGCGAAAAUAGCAAAAAAUAAAAGAAAUGAAAAAACAUGA
Messenger RNA from Didymodactylos carnosus, 899 nucleotides. The record is from the annotation of a GenBank genome assembly. NCBI's taxonomy places the organism in Eukaryota, Metazoa, Rotifera, Eurotatoria, Philodinida, Philodinidae.